Messenger RNA from Peromyscus maniculatus bairdii (prairie deer mouse), 1030 nucleotides. It is a transcript of the gene Cartpt, whose product is annotated as CART prepropeptide. The record is from RefSeq and is a predicted model, not a curated record. Gene Ontology annotation, biological process: G protein-coupled receptor signaling pathway; cellular response to starvation; positive regulation of MAPK cascade. Gene Ontology annotation, molecular function: neuropeptide hormone activity. NCBI's taxonomy places the organism in Eukaryota, Metazoa, Chordata, Mammalia, Rodentia, Cricetidae.
CCCGGGGCUUGGGGAUGAGAGAGGCAAGCAAGGCAGAGCCAGCGAGCAAGCGAGCGGGACUGUGGUGCAUCCCCCACCGCGACGCUAAGGGAAGCAACUCUUGUGCCUGUUCAUUGCCCCGAAGGCAUUUUCCAUUUCAUGGGCCCUCGCUCUCCCUACCCCUCACCCUUUGCCCCUCAGUUUCGGCUCCGGCCCCUCAGGGAGCGUCCCUGGCCUCAGGGCUGACAGCAUUUGGGGGCACGGGGUCUUGUUCUCUGCGCUCUAGCCCAUCUGUGCGCAGAGCCUCGUUCCCGGGCUCCUGGAGCCCGGCGGGCAUUGACGUCAAACGGCAGCGGAGCGCUGCCUACAGACGGCUGACCCGGGCCCUCCUCCACACCCCCGUCCUUCCUCGCCCCCUCCCUCUUCCCGGCACCCGGUUCAGCCGGCUAUAAGAAGCGGGAGAGCGCGGUGCCCGAGCAGCAACCAGGUCCAGCACCAUGGAGAGCUCCCGCCUGCGGCUGCUGCCCCUCCUGGGCGCCGCCCUGCUGUUACUGCUACCUUUGCUGGGUGCCCGUGCCCAGGAGGAUGCCGAGCUGCAGCCCCGAGCCCUGGACAUCUACUCUGCCGUGGAGGAUGCGUCCCACGAGAAGGAGCUGCCAAGGCGGCAACUUCGGGCUCCCGGCGCUGUGUUGCAGAUUGAAGCGCUGCAGGAAGUCCUGAAGAAGCUCAAGAGUAAACGCAUUCCGAUCUACGAGAAGAAGUACGGGCAAGUCCCCAUGUGUGAUGCCGGAGAGCAGUGCGCAGUGCGGAAGGGCGCCCGGAUCGGGAAGCUGUGUGACUGUCCCCGAGGAACUUCCUGCAAUUCCUUCCUCUUGAAGUGCUUAUGAAGGGGCAACAGCCUCCACCCUAAGUUCCCAUAUUCCCUCUUCUCCCCAAAGGAGCACUCCUUUAUGCCUGGAGCCUGGCUUUAGCAACAAUAAAGUUUGCAUUCCCCUCCGAGGGUGAGUGGGCUCGUUUCCCCCGCUGUUUCAAAAUAAAAGAACACAUUUGA